Molecule: messenger RNA, 2446 nt
Organism: Pistacia vera
Lineage: Eukaryota; Viridiplantae; Streptophyta; Magnoliopsida; Sapindales; Anacardiaceae
Product: pentatricopeptide repeat-containing protein At1g04840
Exons: 5
Coding region: 1-1989 (662 amino acids)
Biological process (GO): RNA modification
Molecular function (GO): RNA binding; zinc ion binding; protein binding
Source: RefSeq, a predicted model, not a curated record
AUGAAAAGUCUUUAUCUUCUCUUUAAACCAACCACUUUACCCGCCAAAACCAAAACCCUUCGUAAACUGUCUCGCCAAUCUAAAGAAACCCAUUUCAUAUCUCUCAUUCAUUACUCCAAAACAAUCAAACAACUCCGCCAAAUUCACGCUCAAAUUCUUCGGCACAAACUCUUUCCAAACAGUCGCAUAACAACCCAGUUAAUAUCAGCUUCUUCUUUACUCAAAUCCGUUCACUAUUCCCUAUCUAUCUUUAACCACUUCACUCCCAAGAACUCUCACGUUUUCAAUGCUUUGAUUCGUGGGCUUGCCGAAAGUUCUUGUUUUCAAAGCUCUAUUUCUCAUUUUAUUUACAUGUUUAGCUUAGGUGUUAAACCCAUUAGGCUAACUGAUCCAUUUGUGUUGAAAUCAGCGGCAAGUUUGUGUCUUGGUGAUCUUGGUAGGGCCUUGCAUGGUGUGGUUGUGAAAGUUGGUGUUGAGUUUGAUACGUUUGUUAGGGUUUGUUUGGUCGAUAUGUAUGUAAAAGUUGAAGAACUGGGAUCGGGAUUUAAGGUGUUCGAUGAAAGUCCUGAGGAGAUUAAUUUGUUGUGGAAUGUAUUGAUUAAUGGGUGCUCUAAAGUUGGGGAUAUGGGGAAGGCCGUUGAACUUUUUGAGGCGAUGCCAGAGAGGAAUUUGGGGUCAUGGAAUAGUUUGAUAAAUGGGUUUAUGAGGAGUGGGGAUUUGGAGAGAGCAAGUGUGCUUUUUGAGCGAAUGCCGGAGAAGAAUGUGGUUUCUUGGACCACGAUGGUUAGUGGGUAUUCACAAAAUGGAGAACAUGUAAAGGCGUUGGCGAUGUUUUUUCGGAUGCUGGAGGAGGGUGUGAAGGCAAAUGAUCAUAGUGUUGUUACUGCUCUUUCGGCUUCUGCUAAAGUUGGUGCUCUUGAAGCUGGAUUACGAAUUCAUAAUUAUAUUUCACGCAAUGGUUUUAGGUUGAAUGUAGCUAUUGGGAAUGCUUUGGUGGAUAUGUAUGCAAAAUGUGGGAAUAUUGAGGCAGCUAGUUUGGUUUUUGAUGAGACAAAAGAAAAGGACAUUGUUACUUGGACUGCAAUGAUAUGGGGUUGGGCAAUCCAUGGACAUUUUGAGAGAGCUAUCCAAUGCUUCAAAGAGAUGAUGUACUCAGGAAUAAAACCAGAUGGGAUUGUCUUCCUUGCGAUACUAACUGCAUGUUCAUAUGCUGGGCAAGUAAAUAUGGGACUUAACUUCUUUGACAGCAUGAGGCUUGACUAUUCCAUUGAACCUACUAUGAAGCAUUAUACAUUGAUUGUUGAUAUGUUAGGCAGGACAGGUCGGCUAGAACAGGCUCUGAAGUUCAUUCAAAGAAUGCCGAUAGAUCCUGAUUUCAUGAUAUGGGGAACACUCUUUUGCGCUUCUAGGGCUCAGAAAAACAAUGAAAUGGCUGAAUUUGCCUCACAGAGGCUCCUGCAGCUUGAACCCAAGCAUCCUGGGAUCUGUGUUUUCUUGUCAAACAUUUAUGCAGCAGCAGGGAGAUGGGAAGAUUUAGAGAGAAUCAGGAGAUUAAUGCAGAGUAGACAAUUAGAGAAAAAUCUGGGAUGUAGUUAUGUUGAGGUGGAUGGCCAAGUGCACUGUUUUGUAGCUGGUGAUCAUGCUCAUCAAGAUGGAAAGGAGAUAUACCUGAAGUUAGAGGAAAUAAUGACUGGUGCUGGGGAACUAGGAUAUAUGCCUGGAACUAAAUGGGUACUGUAUAGCAUUGAAGAAGAAGAGAAGGAAGACGCCUCGGGAAUUCAUAGUGAGAAGUUGGCGCUUGCUUUCAGCCUCAUUCGAACUGCUCCAGGAAGAACCAUUAGGAUCAUUAAGAACCUUAGGGUCUGUGGUGAUUGCCAUUCUCUGAUGAAAUAUGCUAGCAAACUGAGCCAAAGGGAGAUAGUCUUGAGAGAUAUAAAGCGAUUCCAUCAUUUCAAGGACGGAAUUUGCUCCUGUGGAGAUCAUUGGUAACAAAAACAUUGAAAAUAUUUGGACCAGCUAGGGACUCCUAAAAGCAAAGCAAAUUGGGGACAAAAUGAAAGAAAACAGUUGUUGGCCAGGCGGAGAGCUGAUAAAGAGGAAAAUAAAAGAGCUAGAGAAAAAAAUCAUUAGAAGUUGGAAGUAGCACAAGGUUUUUGCUACCCUUUUCUUUUUUUUCUGUUUCUUCCCCCAAUCCAUUAUCCAAUUCUCCAAGACACGUUCUUAAUACAGUUUGUUUAAUGUUCUUCAAGUAUUGUUUAACUUGUACUUACAGAAAGAAGAAUGCUGAAACACUUAUUCAUAUUAUACGUUAGCCAAAUCUUACUAGCUCUGAUUUUGCGACUAAUAGGCAUAAACGAGGCUUGGAGUGCUCUUGGAAGAGCCUGAAACCAUAAACCCUUAAGAUUCUGCUAUGGAGGAAACAAAGGCAUGAAGUUGUUGCUUUUUA